Olea europaea var. sylvestris is the source of this 975-nucleotide messenger RNA. RefSeq names its product glycine-rich cell wall structural protein 1.0-like. The transcript has 2 exons. NCBI's taxonomy places the organism in Eukaryota, Viridiplantae, Streptophyta, Magnoliopsida, Lamiales, Oleaceae. The record is from RefSeq and is a predicted model, not a curated record. Bases 1 to 975 code for a protein of 324 amino acids.
AUGGUAUGCAAACCAUUGUUUGAAUUUCAAUUUCUCAUGCUAUUGAUUUUGAUUUUGGGGUUGGGUUGGAUUUGUUGGGGUGGUGGUGGUGGUGGUGGGGGUGGUGGUGGUGUCGGGGCGAUGUGUGGUGGAAUCCAUGAUCUUGAUUUUGAUGUUGGGGAGGGAUUGGGGGUGUGGGGGUUGUUAUAUGAAAUGAUGGGGAGGUAUAAUGUGGUUUCGUGGAGUCUGACUUUAAUGGUUGCAGUACUGUGUAUGGAGCUUUAUGGUUAUGUAGCUGUUGAAGCUAUUGGAGAUGGAGGGCUUAUGCUUUUCAAAAGCUACAAUAUGGAAAAUAUGCACAAAAGGAAGUAUGAUCAAAAAGGUGCUGAUGUGGGGUUAACUGUUGGUUUUGGGAAAGGCAAGGGUGGUGGUGGAGGAUAUGGAUCAGGUUCUGGUGGAGAAGGGGGAGGAUUUGGUGGUGGGUUUGGAGGAGGUACUGGUGGCAGUGGAUAUGGCCCUGGGGGUGGGAGUGGUGGUGGUUUUGGUGGUGGAGGUGGAGGAGGAAACGGUGGUAGUGGAUAUGGUUCUGGAGGUGGUAGUGGUGGUGGUUUUGGGGGUGGAGGUGGAGGAGGUAACGGUGGUAGUGGAUAUGGUUCUGGAGGUGGUAGUGGUGGUGGUUUUGGGGGUGGCAGUGGCAGUGGAGGAGGCAAUGGUUAUGGUUUUGGGGGUGGUAUUGGUGGUGGUUCUGGGGGUGGCAGUGGUGGAGGCAAUGGAUAUGGUUCUGGGAGUGGUGGUGGUUUUGGGGGUGGCGUUGGUGGAGGCAAUGGCGGUAAUGGAUAUGGUUCUGGAGGUGGAACUGGAAGUGGUAGUGGUGGUGGUGGAUGGAGUAAUGGUGGUAGUGGUAUUGGUUCUGGUUCGGGACCUAAUGGUGGCGGAAGUGGCUCUGGCUCUGGCUCUGGCUCUGGCUCUGGCUCUAAUGGUGGAAGUAGAGGAUAA